AAUCUAAAAAACUAUAGAGAUGGGAUCAAUUGCUGAGGAGGAACCGAUGCAUCCACUUCCUCCCUAUCCUUAUGAUACAAAUCGUCCCAAUCAAACCAAUCCAGGACAGGUAUACAGGCCUUCCCAAGAAUACAAGGAUUCAGGAAGGAGGAUGUAUAUGGCAGAACUACACGCAAAAUCUGAUUCAAGAAUACGAAGAUCAUCUAUUUAUCAAGUUGCAACUGACCCUGAGGGCCCAGGCUGCUGUGCUCUACUCCUUGCCCUUCUUUCCCUUAUUCUUAUUAUUGCAACAAUGCCAAUUUCACUUUGCAUGUGCAUAAAGGUUGUUCAGGAAUAUGAACGUGCUGUAAUAUUUAGACUUGGUAGACUUAGAAAGGGUGGAGCAAAAGGUCCAGGAAUUUUUUUCGUGAUUCCCUGCAUUGACUCAUACAAAAAGGUGGACCUCAGAACUGUAUCCUUUGAUGUACCGCCACAAGAGGUGCUCUCGCGUGAUUCUGUGACAGUGACAGUGGAUGCUGUGGUCUACUACAGAGUAUCUAACCCUACUAUGGCCACAAAUAAUGUGGAAGAUUAUGGUCAUUCCACGCAUCUUUUAGGAGCUACCACACUAAGAAAUGUGUUGGGAACUAAAUGUUUGGCAGAAAUACUCUCUGAGCGAGAACAAAUAGCUCAUUGGAUGGAAACCACCCUUGAUGAGGCAACUGACCCUUGGGGAGUCAAAGUAGAACGAGUCGAAAUAAAAGAUGUGAGACUGCCUGUGCAACUACAACGAGCUAUGGCAGCUGAAGCAGAAGCAGCUAGAGAAGCUAGGGCUAAGGUGAUUGCUGCAGAGGGAGAGCAGAAGGCCAGCAGAGCACUGAGAGAAGCCUCCUUGAUAAUAGCAGAGUCUCCUUCAGCCUUACAACUUAGAUACCUUCAGACUCUGAACUCUAUAUCUGCAGAAAAGAACUCAACAAUCAUAUUUCCUGUUCCAAUGGAUAUUCUGAGCCAUCUUAUCAGAAAGAAAUGAGAAAGCAGUUCCCGCCAUUUAUAUAUCAGCUGUUUUUAGUUUUUAAAAAUCUCAGUAAUUUUUGCAGAAAGAAGAAUGAAAAUAAUUUGCAAUAUUUUUUUAUAAGCUUUUUAUUACAUAAACAUUCUCCAAUCUCUAUAUUUAAAAAAGGAACAAACAUUAAUUAUGUACUUUUCUUAUCUACUUUAUUUUCCAAACAAUUUCAGUCAUGUAGUGCAUUUUUUGUAUUCAGCUGUUUUUUGUGUGUUUUUUUUUACAAAAAUGUGUCAAAGUGAAAACAAAAUAAUUACGCCUGGAAUUUUUAUUCUUGAAGUUCUGUGACUUUUCUAAAAUUAUCACUAUGUCGGACGUAGAGCAGUCCUCUAUUUAGUUCUUAGUUUAGGAUUAAAAUCAGAAACAAACAUUUUUGAAAAGAUUGUUUAAAUACUAAAUUGAUAAAAUUCAUAUAUUGAUGUUUUUCGUGUGUU
Molecule: messenger RNA, 1476 nt
Organism: Eurytemora carolleeae
Lineage: Eukaryota; Metazoa; Arthropoda; Copepoda; Calanoida; Temoridae
Product: mechanosensory protein 2
Exons: 11
Coding region: 20-1009 (329 amino acids)
Cellular component (GO): plasma membrane
Source: RefSeq, a predicted model, not a curated record